Messenger RNA from Suillus clintonianus, 1047 nucleotides. RefSeq lists its product as uncharacterized. Bases 1 to 1047 code for a protein of 348 amino acids. Lineage: Eukaryota; Fungi; Basidiomycota; Agaricomycetes; Boletales; Suillaceae. The transcript is spliced from 13 exons. The record is from RefSeq and is a predicted model, not a curated record.
AUGUUCACAAGAGAUAAGAAGACAGAGUAUUCAGCUGACAAUAUCACAGCAGCCAGGAGUCUGCAGUUCUUAGCGUACUUGUGCACGUCGAUGGCAGCGUUCUGGACCUAUGAUUAUGCUUGUUUACUGCACGAAGAGUGGACAUUCCUCCUUCGGUCGCGCUGGACCAAGAUAAAGGGCCUUUAUAUCAUUACACGACAUGCCCCCUUUGUCUUCAUCGUCACUGAGCUAUAUCGUGCGUUCGGCUCCAGCACAUAUCUUGCCGAUGGUGAAUUCACUUAUUGUGCUCCAGAGUACUUCACCCCGAACGAAAACACCAACACAUGCCGGAUGUCGCUCAAUGUUCACUCAUGUUUCGGCAUAAUAUCAAUCGGUUGCUCUGAAUGUAUCUCUCCUUCCCCUCCAAUUUCACGUGCUCCUGAUCUGAUUAAUCUAGUAUUUUUUGUCCUCAGGACAUAUGCGCUCUGGAGCAACAAUAGAACCAUACUCGCGGCCGUGUUGUCCGCAUUUCUCGUGAGUCCUCUCACUCUUUCCACACCCAAAGCUCGGGGUGAAUGCAAUGGCCAGGGCACUGUGGUUGCAUCCAUCGUCGUUGGUUUCAUCACCGUUGCCGCAUCACAAGUUACAACCAGUGCAAUUCCAGGCCUCCCAGCCUGCUUCAGGACCUCGACCAGCUUCAUGCAAUUUCUUCUCUUGUUUGCAUUUCAACUAGGACUAAUCACCCUCACCCUCAUACGUGCUAUACUGAGCUGGCGGACGAAUAACGGCCCUCUGUACGCCAACCUGGUGAAGCAUAACAUAUCCUACUAUGCAUCCGUUCUCUCGGCUGUCAACGUCCUCAUACUAAUGUUGUUUGACGGUUCCGCAUAUCACUCCCUCUUUGAAGAUUUCGAGGUCUUGAUCCUUGCCAUCCUCGCCACACGCAUGCAUCUCCAUCUUUGGCAUAUCGACCGGGAUGCACGCGGCUCUGAUGCCAUCGAGAUGACUUGUUUGUCUGAUAUGGUUCCAGCGGAACCUGUGGCUUAUUCGGCGCUGUUUGUGGAGUGA